This is a messenger RNA of Silurus meridionalis, 685 nucleotides long. It is a transcript of the gene mzt1, whose product is annotated as mitotic spindle organizing protein 1. The transcript is spliced from 3 exons. NCBI's taxonomy places the organism in Eukaryota, Metazoa, Chordata, Actinopteri, Siluriformes, Siluridae. The record is from RefSeq and is a predicted model, not a curated record. Bases 186 to 413 code for a protein of 75 amino acids. Gene Ontology annotation, cellular component: centrosome; gamma-tubulin ring complex; spindle. Gene Ontology annotation, biological process: gamma-tubulin complex localization; microtubule nucleation by interphase microtubule organizing center; mitotic spindle assembly.
GUCUGGUUCAUUUGACAAAUGUGUGAACCGCGUUUUGUGGAUCUGCUACUGAAAGAUCAGUUGAUGGAGGUGUGAACGAGGUUUGUUGUUGGGAACGUUGAGAACAAUUACGGAUUGAGGAAAGAGAGGUGGAAAACGGACUGAGAGGAAGAAAGGAGUGUUGUUGCUAAGCUAGCGGUCCGGACAUGGCCAGUGCCGCCAAUACAAACAUGAACGCGGUCCGUGAAACGAUGGACGUUCUCCUGGAGAUCUCGAGACUUCUUAACACUGGGCUCGACAUGGAGUCGUUGUCCAUCUGUGUGCGGCUGUGCGAGCAGGGCAUCAACCCCGAAGCUCUCUCGUCAGUUAUAAAGGAGCUACGCAGAGCCACGGACACGUUAAAGGCCUCAGACAACAGCACAAACCAAGGAUAAUCUGCACCAGGUCUUUUAAUUGAAACAUUCAAAAUGAAAAUUUCAUCUACUCCAUUAAGAGACUGCAAUAUUUAACAAGGAUUUUGUAUAAUUAUUUUUUUCGUACUUUCUGUAAAGCCUUUUUUGUGCUCAAUGAACAUCGUGUAUUCAAAUAUACGUUAUUUGAAAUGUAUUUAACCCGUCAUUGUUAUAAGUGUGUGAGAUUGUGUAAUGGUGACUAAACAGUGACUGUUUUUGAGACUGGGAUAAUAAAAUAAACCUAAAUAUCAGAA